AUGCCUCCUCUGGAGCCAGUUCGACCUGCCGACGGCGGCAGCUUUUACCUCGCCAAACGGGGAAUUGAGACGAUCCAGAUCCCAGAAUGGAUCACUUGCUCACAGUGUGGAACCCGUCGAACCGUGGCCUGGUACUCGAAGAACGCACUCGCCCGACUCCGACGCCGAAUCUAUCGAGAUGGCCAACACAUCCUGGACUAUCCGGACACCAUCCGUUGCACCGAAUGCAUCGACAACCGCCUCCAGUACGAGAGAAAGUGCAAGAUCUGCGGCGAAACAAAGGCUCUCGAUGAGUUUGCGCGCGCCCAGCGCCGAUACCCCGAACCCACUUGUGCCUCGUGUCAAGAAUGGAUGCUGACCGAUAACCAUGCAUACAAUGCCCGCGAUCGAGAGCGUACCGUGCGGCGAUGGGAGGCUAAUAGACUGGAGCAGGAAAGACUCCCUCGCGGCCAGCAUUCCCAUGAAUCUGUCAAGGAUCAUGCACCGCGCCAGCCCCGGCAGCAAUCGGAUCACUACGACCCCACCAGUGUCUCGUCGACGACUUCCCGGGCUACCUCCCUUUAUGAUUUCGUGGAUGUUGCGGCUUCUGGACGGUCCUUUUCGAUGGCAGAGCUUACGGAGCGUGAUAACGCCUCGUAUAUCCGGGACGAGGAGCUGCUCUACUCGAAUCGAUCCAUCCCGGGAAUGGAUGAACAAGACUACAUCUUGAACGAUACGGACGACUUUCUGCUAGACGAUGACUCCGACGAAGAACCCAAAUCUUCACAAGCCUUUAUCCGGAAGGGCUGGCUGCGAAUUCCGCCUACUCGAACCCGCGCCUUGGCUCAAGAGCCGCCGUCGCCGUCGCCGCAAACUCGCGCGCAGUCUGAGACUGGCCUUCUUCUUGAGAUGGGCACGCAGUCCGAGAUGAGUACGGAGACUGAGACCAACCCGCAGUCUGGAGCUGGACCUCGGCCUGAACAUAUCGUGGAGCAUUGGGUCAGAGUCGAUCCGCAGCGUGAGAGCGUGAUUGACACGCAGUCUACCAAUGAGAAGCACGACUGA
This is a messenger RNA of Penicillium argentinense, 1044 nucleotides long. RefSeq lists its product as uncharacterized. The record is from RefSeq and is a predicted model, not a curated record. The transcript is spliced from 6 exons. NCBI's taxonomy places the organism in Eukaryota, Fungi, Ascomycota, Eurotiomycetes, Eurotiales, Aspergillaceae. The coding region runs from base 1 to 1044 and encodes 347 amino acids.